AUGGCCGCCGAAAUCCCCCAACGGCUGGUACAGCAUCACCCGCUCCAGCGCUGGCCCAGUCCGUCCCGGGGCUUGUCCGCCCUGGUUCAUCUGGCAGGACUCUCAAGUUUCCUCUGGUCGUUCAAAUGGAUGCAUGAGAAUCCCAAUCAGGCCAACCAAGCAUACGGCUGGCACUUUCAGUACCUCACCGUCAUCGGUCUGUCCCUAUCUACGGUGACUUUUGCUGUGGCCCUGCUGGCGGACAUCACGCUGUCUCGGCGCCUGUUCUUAAUCAAAAACAUCCUGUCUGUGUGUAGUGCUCCGAUGGAGAUUCUGAUCAGUGUGCUGUACUGGGGUCUUCGUUCGAUUGACAAGCGCUUGGUAAUUCCGGAAUGGGUCUUUCUACCCAUGCAUGCCGAUAUCAGUUUCCACGCUGUCCCAUCAGUGGUGAUGCUGAUUGACCUUUUGUUCCUUUCUCCACCGUGGACCAUCACCGUCUUCCCCGCCCUCGGGCUGUCUGGAGCCAUUGCCUUUGGCUACUGGUUCUGGGUCGAGCAGUGCUUCGAGAACAACGGAUGGUAUCCCUAUCCCAUCUUUGAGCAGCUGCCCACGCCCGGCCGGAUUGGCCUUUUCUCCAUGAGCGCGAUCAUGAUGGCGCUGAGCACGAGCACACUCAAGUGGUUGCAUGGUCGUGUGAACGGCUUUGGAACGUCUGUCCCAGCGCAGUCUUUCUCUGGCAAUAUCAAGAAGGAAACCAUUUAG
Molecule: messenger RNA, 741 nt
Organism: Penicillium lagena
Lineage: Eukaryota; Fungi; Ascomycota; Eurotiomycetes; Eurotiales; Aspergillaceae
Product: androgen-induced gene 1 family protein
Exons: 7
Coding region: 1-741 (246 amino acids)
Cellular component (GO): membrane; endomembrane system
Source: RefSeq, a predicted model, not a curated record